AUGUACAGUAUUCAUGGACUGAAGGGAGAGCGCGGAACUCAGGGAAUCCCAGGGAUUACAGGUCUUCCCGGCCCGAGAGGCAAACGCGGACCGCCGGGGGUUAACGGCGUUAACGUCGCGCCACAAAUUGGAGAGAUGUCUGAAAUGCAACAGACAAUUGUCGUCAAAGAAAAUGAAAACGUGAGACUCAAGUGUACGGCCAGUGGAUCGCCGAAACCAGACAUCACUUGGCGUAGAGACGAUAAUAAGGCCAUUAUUUUGGGCUCUGUUUCCCAUACGAUGAUUGAAGGAAAUCGAGUGAAUAUCACACGUAUUAGUAGAGAGCACUCCGGAAUCUACGUGUGUAUCGCCACGAAUGGAGUUCCGCCCUCUUCUUUCAAGAAAUACAACGUCGAAGUGACCUGUAAUCACAUCUUCACACUUGUUAUGUCACAAUCAUUGUCUUAUAUAACACUUGUCGUAACAGUUCCACCGUUGGUCAAGAUAGCGGCACCCCAUCAGAUGGUGGGCACAAAUAAUGGCAGUUACUCUAUACUGGAGUGCUUUGUGGAGGCAUUCCCUCCGCCACUGAGUUAUUGGCAAUUCGGCGAUAGGAUUAUCGAAGGGAACUGGAAGUAUAAGUUGGAUCAGCAGGAGUUGUCUCCCUUUACGUUCAAACUGGUGCUCAAUAUAACAUAUAUAGAGCCAAACGAUUACGGAAUGUAUAAAUGUGUGGCAAAGAACGAAAGAGGAAAAACUCACGGAGUGUUCACCGUUUUUGAAAUCGAUCCCCGAUUACCUAAAAAGCCUUUAGAAGAGCCGUCAUAUGUUAUAUAUGGAGAGGUGCCUUUACCGCCAGUUGAAGCGACAGAGUGUAGUCCGUGUCCGGAAUGCAAUCAAAUCAUUCAAAGGCAAUGCAAAAACAACGGAAGACCUAAAAUAGGUUCUGUAAGUUUGGCCACAAAUUACAACAACUCUUCGUGGAAAUCAUUGUCUAAAAGAACUAAUAAUUGUCUAUUGAGUCAAAUCGGGAAACCAGUGUUUUAUAGGGAAACAGACUCGGAAUGGGGCUCUUGGAUGAAAGACCCGAUGCCACUCAAACCGGGAGACGAACACAAGUAUUGGUUGACUACAAAAGACGAUAAGAAAUUGUUGAGUGAAUUCAGUAAUAAGGAGUCGUUUAGGAAUAAUGACAUUUCAAGGAAUUACAGCCUUUUAUACAAGUUUUCGGGCAAUUCUCAGGCAAUAUAUUCGGGUUCCUUCUAUUACAGCGAAGAGGGGACCAAUAAAUUAGUGAUUUUUAACUUAUAUACAAACGACUCGUCGUAUUUGAACGUAAUGGACGGCACGAAGAGGUUGUCCAACCAGUACUUGUAUACCACUCAAUACAACUACAUGGAUAUCGCCACCGAUGAGAACGGCCUGUGGGUUAUAUUCCCCACGAAUCACACCAACAACACAAUGGUUAUGAAAUUCAACGGCACUCAAGUGGAGUACAUCUGGAACCUAACCAUCGAUCACAAGACAGUGGGCGAGAUGUUCAUCAUAUGUGGGGUUCUCUAUGGCGUGGAAAGUGUUUCCGAAAGAAAUACCAAAAUAGAGUUCGCAUACGAUUUGUAUCGCAACCAACAAAUAGACGUAUCCAUUGAUUUCACCAAUCCUUUCAGUCAAACCAAUUUCAUAUCAUAUAAUCCAAAGUAUCAAAAGCUGUACACUUGGGACAAAGGGAGUCAACUCGAAUACCCGGUCCGUUUCAAUGAGUCCAUUGACAUCAAUAAUAUCGAUACGGAGUCCGAAGACACCGAUUAGUUGUAUAGCAAUCCAUGUUUUGUUCAAUUUUAUACAAUUUCAAUGCAAACAAAAAUUAUUUAUUAAUAUUUUUAACUUCAUUUUUUAUCGCCGAC
Messenger RNA from Medioppia subpectinata, 1883 nucleotides. The record is from the annotation of a GenBank genome assembly. NCBI's taxonomy places the organism in Eukaryota, Metazoa, Arthropoda, Arachnida, Sarcoptiformes, Oppiidae.